Molecule: messenger RNA, 1051 nt
Organism: Rattus rattus (black rat)
Lineage: Eukaryota; Metazoa; Chordata; Mammalia; Rodentia; Muridae
Product: acidic proline-rich protein PRP25-like
Exons: 3
Coding region: 28-519 (163 amino acids)
Source: RefSeq, a predicted model, not a curated record
GGGAGAAACAGCAGAGCCUCCUCCAAGAUGCUGGUGGUCCUGUUCACAGCGGUCUUGCUGACCCUGAGCUAUGCUCAGGAACCAGAACUUCAGAGCCUAAACCAGACACCAAAUCAGAAACCACCUCCACCAGGAUUCCCACCAAGACCACCUGCUAAUGGGAACCAGCAAGGCCCACCCCCACCAGGAAGCCCACAGCAGAAACCCCCUCAGCCUGGAAAGCCCCAAGGCCCACCCCCACCAGGAGGCCCACAGCAGAAACCCCCUCAGCCUGGAAAUCCCCAAGGCCCACCCCCACCAGGAGGCCCACAGCAGAGACCCCCUCAGCCUGGAAAUCCCCAAGGCCCACCCCCACCAGGAGGCCCACAGCAGAGACCCCCUCAGCCUGGAAACCAACAAGGCCCACCCCCACAAGGCGGCCCUCAGAGACCUCCUCAGCCUGGAAAUCAGCAACGCCCACCACAAGGUUCCCAAUUGGGCAGACCACAGGGACCUUUCCAGGGUUUGGGUCCUCAGUAAACCAGAAUCCUCUGAAAGAAAGUGAGUAAGAAGUUCUCUCCCUCAUGUUUUUCUACUGUCACAGCAGGGUCAGAACUGGAGAUUCACAACAUUAAUAAAAUGAUCAACCUGCAACUUCUGAUUGCUGUCUUUUUUUUCUGGAUGGAAUUUCAGGACUGAAAAUAAUCCAUGUGCUCAAUCCAGUCUUAUGGUUUGCUCUUGCAAUUUAGUUCAGCAAUUGUCCAUAAUCCAGUUACCUGGCACAAGUAUUCUCCUGCUUUCCCUUGCCUGGUCUCUAAAACAUAAUAGGUUGUAAAAUUUAUUUACAUUUUAAAAUAACAGGCUGAUAAUUUGGUAUAUUAUAGCAUUGUAGUAUACUUGAGCUGAACCCAUAUCAAAGUAUAGACCUUAGCAUAUCCUUUGGAAUCUUUAAAAACUUUAGACAGAUUUGUUUGAAGGGACACAAGCCAGCUUGAUCUUUGUGAGCGUGGCUUGCCCUUCUACCACAUAAUUCUACCAUACUAAGAAUUGUUAUAUUACAUUCCUAAAGCUU